Babesia sp. Xinjiang is the source of this 3309-nucleotide messenger RNA. RefSeq lists its product as uncharacterized. The coding region runs from base 1 to 3309 and encodes 1102 amino acids. The record is from RefSeq and is a predicted model, not a curated record. Lineage: Eukaryota; Apicomplexa; Aconoidasida; Piroplasmida; Babesiidae. Gene Ontology annotation, molecular function: metal ion binding. The transcript has a single exon.
AUGGUGUCAAACGGUGUUAGCCUAGCGGCUGGCGCAGUGCUGGGUGAAAUGAUUGCAGAAUUCAUGCUUGUAAACAUGGUCACCCUGAAGCACGUGGAGGUUUUGGAGUACGUCUCGUCACGCAGUGGUAUGCGUGUAUUUUUAAUGGAAUACGAAUCACCAAUUGUGAAUUCAUAUUACAUAUUCCCAACUCGUGCUGAGAACCACGAGGGUCUACCUCAUACAUUAGAACACUUGAUAUUUCUAGGUAGUGCAUUAUAUCCAGAACGUGGGACGUUGGACCUUUUGGCAUCGCGGGCAAUUGCUACGGGCACAAAUGCCUGGACUGAUGUGGAUCACACCGUUUAUACGAUUUCAACAGCCGGAUUAGAAGGUUCUUUGAAGAUGAUGCCGGUUUAUCUUGACCACCUGUUACGUCCAACGUUGACACAGGAUGCUUUUAUCACGGAUGUACACCGUGUUACUCCAGAUGGCAUGAACUCUGGAACAGUGUACUGCGAGAUGAAAAAUCACGAGAACAGUGCUGAUAGUAUAACAAACUUCGAGUUGAUGCACCUUCUGUAUUUGAGUGAAAGUGGCUAUAGCAUGGUACAUGGAGGUCGACUGGAGGCGCUACGUCGUACUACCAAUGAACGGGUUAGAGAGUACCACCGACGCUACUACCGUCUAGACAACAUGUCAAUUGCUCUUGGUGGUAGGCUGGGUGAUAGGGCUGCUAUUUUGAAAGCUGUUGCACAUGCUGAAGCGGGUCUCAUAUCCUCUGGUGUAGAGACCCAUCCUGUUGAUGCAGCCAAUUAUUUCGGUAUCAAACAUUGGGACGAUCCCGUACACUGCCCACCAUUAGAUGAGACCUCACAUAGCACUGUAUAUUUCCCAAGUGAUGAUGAAGAGGUUGGUCAAUUUACUAUGGCCUGGCGUGGUCCCAAAUGGGAUGAAUUUGAGUUGUGUCGUGCUAUUUCAUUACUGGGUUUAUAUCUUACCCAUACACCGAUAUCUCCUAUGGAACAGGCUUUGGUAUAUACAAAAGAUCCUUUUGGUAGCGGUGUGGUAUUCUCUCAUGAAAUAUUAAAGGACGGCCAUUUCACUAUAAAUGUGCAGGAUGUACCAUGUAAUCCCUCUAAGUUGGAUACGAUUGAGAGUCGUAUUCGUGAGUUGCUCUUAGAGGUGUUUGAUAAUCCUUUGGAUAUGCAACGAUUACGCGCAUUGAUCCUGCGUGAGUGUAUGGCACAUUAUCGUUCUCUUGAAACCUCCCCUGCCGAGGUCCUUGUCGAUGGUGUGAUCAGUUAUGUCAUAUAUGGCAGUGAUCGUAAAGACCUGGAUGAGCAGCUGGAAGGUAACGGUCAGAUGAGCUCAUUGUUGGAGAAAGAUGAAGAAUACUGGAAAGGGAUUUUAUGGCAGUACUUCAUAGAUGCUCCUUGGGUAACAGUAACGACGUUGCCUAGUAUUGAAGAAAGUGAACGCAUCGAACGUUUUGAACAGUCAUUGAUAUCACAACAGCUUGAAGCGUCUGAUUUAGAUUUUUUGAGGGAGCAGGAAGAACGGGUAGAAUUGAUUUUCUCUAAUAAAUCGGGUUCAGUACCACCUCAUGUGAUGGAAGCAUUCGGUUUAGUUGAUGUUAGUAAAAUACAACCUACUGCUUGGCCGUAUAUGCGUAACUUCACUUCCAUAGGCUAUGGUCACGAUGGAGGCCGUGUAUUACAGGGUCGAGUGCAGCUAUUCAAUGAACACGGAGGUAGCAUACCGGUAUCAAACUGGUCUUCUUUGGUUUCCGAUUUGUAUAGUCUACAUAUAUUGAUGCAGGUUAAUCAUAUCGCAUCUGAUUUCGUUCGUAUUAGUGUGGUGAUACCAACUUCCCAUCUGGGAUUAAGUCACAUGGAGAAGCAAUCCCUUACUCUUUUAUGCGCACUCUUAUUCCAGUCAGAUUUUGGCGAAGGUCUCGGUCCAAGCAUGCCUGCAGACAUUUUGAUAAGGCAGCUACAGGAAUACACAUCGUCGUAUUCUGCUAAUCUGGGUUUCAAUUCUACGUUCGGUAAUCCUGAUGGGUUCUGUGAAUUGAUCCAAUUGUCAAUGACCUGUCACUUGAGUAACUACGAGAGAGUGUUUUAUCUUUUACAGCGUGUAUUACGUGAUGUGCGAUUCACGCCAACGAUCAUAUCUUCGCGUGUCAGUUCUUUAUUGAAAUCAUUUAAGAAGAAAGGUCGUUCUGCAAAAUCGAUUGUUAGGCAGGCAUCACAGGCUAUGCGUCUACGUCGCGAUAGUGCCCUUAUGUCCAACGGUUUAGGUCAGCAAUUGGAAUAUUUGCAUUACGCGGAGGAAUCUGAUAUGACUGAGUUACUUCAAGGGUUAUACUAUAAACUCUUCAGUCAAGGUAACAUGGUGGCUCAUGUGACAUGUGAUUUGACUCAAAUGCCUGAUAGUUGGCUGCGUGGUUGGUCUGUUUUCUCUGGUUCUGAUGCUAUGGAUCGCACGUUACGGGAAUUGAUGGGUCUACGUUCUGGAGCUGAUGCACAACCUAACGAUGUCAAUGGAGUAUUUAUGUCCAUGGCGUCUACUGAUGUAUCAUUUUUGAGUUUCGUGAUUCCAGCCCCUCUUGGCCAUUUGCAUCCUGAGUAUGCGUUGCUUUGUGUACUUUCGGAAUAUUUGUGUAUGAUGGAGAGCCCAUUAUUCCGUGCGAUCCGUGGCGGUGGAUUCGCGUACAAUUACAGCGUAUCGUAUUCCCCGAAUCUAGGGGAGUUGCAUCUAUCGUUGCAACAGGCCGUUGAUGUCUUGGGUGCUUUACGUGCAACCCGUGAAGUAUUUGCUCAGAUGGCUACAGGUCAUCUAUUGACGGACUCUGAUGUUUUAUCUGCAUGCUGCUCGUUGAUAUACAGCAUUAUUGAAGACGAGGAGACCCUUAGUGAAUACAGCUACCAAACCUUCCAGGACGCUUUCCGUGGCGUUGGAUCUGACUUUACUGCUACAUUGUUAACCCAGGUGCGUCAAGUCGGUGUAUACGAUUUGCGUGUGCUGUCUCAGAAAUAUUUGACCGAAUAUUUAUCGUUUGGAGGGUCGCAUCGCACUAUUGCUGUGGUUACUAACAAGAGCCAAGCUGACGAGGUCCAUACCGGUCUGUCUAAGAUGGGUUACGGUACUUUGUUCCGUACAACAGCACGUAACCUGCUUGGUUUCGCUUCUCGAGGUGUAUUUCAAGAGCUGGAUCUAUACAACUCUGACGGUUCUGAAAGUGAUGACGAUGAUGAAUUGAUGGACACCGAUAUCGAUAAUAGCGAUGCCGAUAUGGAUUCAUCUGAACAUGAUGGAUCAGAUUAG